This is a messenger RNA of Myripristis murdjan (pinecone soldierfish), 5257 nucleotides long. RefSeq names its product PDZ domain containing 7a (gene pdzd7a). Gene Ontology annotation, biological process: sensory perception of sound; auditory receptor cell stereocilium organization. Gene Ontology annotation, cellular component: stereocilium tip; cilium; plasma membrane. NCBI's taxonomy places the organism in Eukaryota, Metazoa, Chordata, Actinopteri, Holocentriformes, Holocentridae. The coding region runs from base 1060 to 4029 and encodes 989 amino acids. Gene Ontology annotation, molecular function: protein binding. The transcript is spliced from 15 exons. The record is from RefSeq and is a predicted model, not a curated record.
CUAAAAUCUGCGCGCAAAACUUCAUAACAAAGUGUAACGAUGUCAGCAGGUAGUCUAAAGGUCGAACUUAUUACUAUUUAAGAAUUAAUAUGACUGGAUAACUGUAAUAUAAAGUUGUGAAUGUCAGCCCACGUUGACUGAUAGCGCUUCCCGGGCGCUGUCCGCGGUGCUGAUCAACAGGAAGACAGUCAAGUUCAAUAGGAUGACAGCACGCGAGGAGGACUUGUCUAUUCUAUUCUAUUCUAUUCUAUUCUAUUCUAUUCUAUUCUAUUCUAUUCUAUUCAAAUCUAUUUUAUUCUAUUCUAUUCUGCUGCAGAGUUACAGGCCAUAAGGCUAUCAAAAUGAGGGCCAUUUAUUUUUUUUCCUCUGGAAUUCCUGGGACCACUUUAGUACUUGGUGCCACCUAUUUUCACAGCAACAGUCCAUUUAAUUAAACAUGACUUGGUCUUCGUCCCGAGGGGAGUCACCAUGCACUGCUGAUUGCUUUGCAGACCGUCCCUCAGCCUCCCAGCCUCUCAGCUCGCUGACGGCUGUGUGGAAAACAGGAGGAGCAGGCCUGAUGAGUGUGGACAGCGGUUCGAAGGCUGAAGCUGUGUCCUGCCAAGCCGUUGGAGCUCACAGGGGAAAAAAGGGCUACAUCAAGUCAUUCAAUCUGCUGGGAUAAUUAGGAGCCCAUCUUUUGGGUUAGGACACCCAGAUUCCAAUCUUCAAUCAUGGACUGUAACUUUUUUCUUUUGGAGUAUUUGUUGUUGUGCUGCAUCUAGAAAGUAAGGCAGCAUGACUUAUUCAUGGUUUGAAACUGGUUUCAUUCAAGUAGCGCUGAUCUCAUCUAACAGAGGAUGACAUUGCUCUGUGACUUACUGGGUCCAUCCCUUCCAUUCUGAAUGGGAUCUGGUCACCCUAUUUCAUCAUCCAGCUUGGACCAUCAAAUACUGGAGAGCCCCCCUCAGCCUCCAUCCCACUUCCCCAAAAGGCAGUGUCCACCUCCUCCAUCCUCACAGCAGCACUCAGACUUCCCCUUGUCUGGAUGACUAAAGGAAGGGGAAUUGGAGGCUCAGCAUGGCUCACUCCUCUCACCCCUCUGGCUGGAGGGAGAUGACGAAUGGAGGGGGCCACCCCCACCUCCACAACGGAGGCCAGACAGGGGGGUCCCAGGCAGCCCCGCGCUACAUGCAGAUGAAGCAGCACCGCCACAGGGGCAGAUCCUCCUCACCCAUGGGCAGAGUCAUUCUUAUCAAUGCACCUGUUGAUGGUGGGGAUGACAGUGAAGAUAUUCACACGGUGACAGUCGAUAAGACUCCAGAUGGGCGUCUGGGCUUCAGCGUCCGUGGGGGGUCUGAACACGGCCUCGGCAUAUUUGUCAGCAAGGUGGAGGACGACAGCUCAGCAGAGCAGGCGGGCUUGUGUGUGGGUGAUAAGCUGGUGGAGGUGAACGGGAUCAGCCUGGAGAGCAUCACCAUGAGCAGCGCCGUGAAGGUCCUGACAGGCAACAACAGGCUGAGGAUGGUGGUGAGACGGGUGGGCAAGAUCCCUGGCAUCCGCUACUCCAAGGAGAAGACCACAUGGGUGGACCUGAUUCACAGGAGGAUGGUGGUGGAAGAGAGCGGUCGCACGCCGUCGGAGGCCAGUUCUGACAGCGCUCUCCGCAGGAUCGUCCAUCUCUACACCACGUCAGAUGAUUUCUGUCUGGGCUUCAACAUCAGAGGAGGCAAAGAGUUUGGCCUGGGAAUAUAUGUUUCUAAGCUGGACCCAGAUGGUCUAGCUGAGCAACAUGGCAUCAAAAUGGGUGACCAAAUCCUCGCAGCCAAUGGGGUGAGCUUUGACGAUAUCACCCAUAGCAACGCAGUUGAGGUCCUGAAGAGCCACACACAUGUCAUGUUGACCAUUAAGGAAGCUGGAAGAUACCCUGCGUACAAGGAGAUGGUGGCAGAGUACAGCUGGCUAGACACAUCAGUGGCCAAUGGAGGCCCUGCACCUUCCUCUCAGGGCUCAGACUCCUACUCCUCUGCCUCCUCGUUAUCCUCCAGCACCCCUCUCAGCUCCGUCAGUGGUCUCUCCCAGGUCCUCUUCCCUCCCGUCUUUGGCUCUGAGAUGGUAGACGUUGCCAUCUCUACAGAGGACAGCUCUCGACGUCCCAGCACCAUCGAGCGCACCACCGACACUGCCAUACAGACUGACCCCCACCCUCCAAACUACCUAGAGCCCCCCUCGCCUCAGGCAUCACAACAGCCUGGCAGGCCGGUUUCCACAGAAACCAGCUGGAAUGUGGGUGCCAGACUACUGCUGAAGGACACUGUGAUACGUGGGAAAGGGGAGGGGCCUAGGGAAAUGGGAGGAGCUGGAGAGGGAGGGCGGGGCAGGACGAGGUCAAGGACGCUAUCGUCGGGUGAGCAGGACGUGGCGAAAGACUCUCCGAAGACGCAGGUGUUGAUGGCUCUGAGCAAACCACGGAAACCUAUCAGACGCUCGCAGAGCCACACCAUCGUGACAGAGGACAAGCAGAAGAAGAAGAAACAACAGAAGGAGAGGAGCGCGGCAGAGGGCAAAACCACCCUGAGGCGCUCCAAAACCUUUGUCAACCUCUUGUUCAAGAGAGACCGCAAGGACAAGAGUCGCACAAAGUCGCCGUCCCACCAUGUGGACAGAGAGAAGGAGAGGAGUCGUCCCUUCCAGCUCUUGAGCUCCCCGAGGGAAACCCGUGCUGGGAUGAGGGACAGCAGCCUGCCGGCCCGGCCCGAGGUCCUGCAGCAGGUGGAGGACAUGGCCCGGAAGCUGCUCAGCCAGGAUGAGGUGGCCGCCGUGAUGAGACACUGUCAGCGGUUUUUGUUAGACAAUGUGGUUGAGGACCUUGUGCGCCCCCUUCUGGCAAUCUUAGACAGGCCAGAGAAGCUGCUGCUGUUCAGAGAAAUAAGAAUGCUGAUCCCUAUAUCUGAGCUGGAUCGGUUUGACAGCAUGGUCAUGCCCUUUGAACUGGAGGCCUAUGAUUUUCUCAAGAGUCGUUCUGUGCGCUCUCCAGCUCUACGCUCUCCUCGCGGUGGAACCCCCCGACGCCACCUCAUCACCCCUGUCCCAGACUACAGAGGUGGAUUCCACCUCCAGCCAGUACGCAGCCAGGAUGCAGCGAGGGAGCGUCAGCUGACUGAGGAGCGACUGGAGCGACUGCGUGUGUCUCGCCACCAGACAGGCCUCGUCCCACCCUCCCGUGCCUUCACCCCUCUCUUGGACGUGCCCAUAGACAGUUACACCCCUUCUGCCCUGCGCUCCCGUACCCCAAGCCCCACGCCUUCCUGCAGCUUUUACCUCGCAGAAUCCCCACACGGCACCCAGCGUGCUUGCCAACCCCAACACUCCCCACACAGAAGAGAGAAUUUGGCGCCACGGUAUGAUGAGGCCUCCUUGUUGUCUGUGUCGGACCGAGGAGAUCCCACCCCCGAGCGGGGCAGGUCGCCUGUGAGAAACGGACACGGCAGAGCGAGGAGGGAGGCGAGUCCCGACAGCAUAGAUGGCAGAAGGAGGAGGGAGGAGGGCUACACGGAGGUGAGUGUGCAUGUCCCUUCACAGCGGCGGGGGAGGACGCCUCUGGCUGAUGUAUUCGAGCCCCAGCAAGAGAGGAGCCCCUCUGCGGGCAGACGGAGCAGCCCACUGUUGAAUGGACACACACAUAACGGUCACUGUGCAAAAACAAGAAAAACCCUUCCACCUGAGGAAUAUGAAAUCACCACUGUGACCAUUUCCAAGGCCAAGCAGUCCCUAGGUAUUAGUAUCUCUGGAGGUAUGGAGUCUAAGGUUCAGCCCAUGGUGAAGAUUGAAAAGAUCUUCCCUGGAGGAGCCGCCUCGACAAAUGAGGUUCUACAGGCAGGGUAUGAGCUGUUGUCCGUGGACGGCGAGUCUCUGCAGGGAGUGACUCAUCAGCAUGCGGUGGACGUAAUUCGCCGGUCGUUCAGCAACAAGGCCAAAGACCCGAUGGUGUUCGUGGUCAAGGUCCCCAAGGUCCCAACUGCCCCCACAAGCCCCAGGGGAGCCCGCUGACUAACCUCCCCUGCCCGCCUCACACCCACGCCGCGCCCGGGCGUGAAGGACAGCUGGGAACAAGACUGAUCACUGUCUCCCUAAAACCUUUUAUUCCUGGGAGAGCAUGGGCAUUGCAAACAGGAGGUGCUGGAAGGCCGUGCUCCAGUGAUAGUGGAGAGGAAUGGACGCUCUCUCCUUAAUGCGCAGCGGGAUCAGUUCUAUAAAUGAUAGAGGUUGCAACGGGAAGUGCCAGGAAAUAUGUCAAAAAGAAAGGUAAACAAUGACGGUGCAGUUGUGCAAGUUGAUCAAAAAUUGUUAUAAAUUACUUUUGCUACGAUGAAAUGAGACACAGUGUUGUUGAGGUAUCGAUAUCGAUAUUGUGUAACUUUUGUAAUAUUCGUUUUUAGCAAAGCUUUUAAAAUGACAGAAAGAACAAAGACCAAAGGCAUACGUAGUAAAUUAAGCGGACAAAGCGUAUGUUAUUUUCUAAAGAACCGCUCAUGAAAGCAAUGAUGUGAGUCCCCUUGUCUGGAUUUUAUUGUGCCACAGUUUGACACGUGGCAACCUCUCAGUAACCCCUGAGCACUGUCGAGAAUCAUGGAGCCAGUGGUCUGCACUUCUUAGCUGGAGCAUCUCAGUCCACCAGCUCUGCAGGGCUGCCAGAGGGGGAUUACUCCAGCCUGCGUUAUGAGAUUUAUAGAUUUAUACCCAGAUUAAACCCCUGUAUUAUGUCAAAACUGAUAGUUUGGGUUUAGUGGAUGUCUGGGGGGAUUAUUACAAAUUGCUGCUCAGUAUUUUUGUGCUGUAUUUUUCUGGCAGAAGUGCUUGUGCUCUGGAGCAAUCCGCCACUUUAGAGGCUUAAUUACACCAUGCUGUGGACUGAGCUUAUGCAGACAUGUGGAGGAGCUGGAAAAACAUGUCAAUGAGAAAUGCAGGACAUGGAGGCCAGUGGCACAGUUUAAACCAGAGUAGGGCAGAGGAGAUACAGACAUCGAGGUGACUGGAAUAUCGUGCCUUACAUUCUCAAAAGGGUGAACGUUGAAAAAGAUGUUGCUCCAGAUUGGCUUCAACAAACGCAUGUAAAAGGUCAAAGGAAUAUGUUUCACUUCCCACUGUAAUUUCAUGUAAUCAUGUCUAAUACUGAUGAAGUAAAGUGGAUCCAUGCCCUCAUGCCUAUCACAACUCAAAUGCACUCUAGAUGUUUGAACUGAUCACAAUAAAUGCUCACCCCGUCUACUUUUCCUCA